AUGGGGGAUGAUUCUAGUAAUCUUGAAGACACAGUAAUGAAUAACAGCAUUGAAGGGGAAGCUGAAGGAGAAGAGAGAGAUCCAGAAAGCAAUCCACUGAAUCAGCCACUGCUCAAGAGGAAUCGGACACUUUCCACCAAUCCACUAGCUCUCGUCGGAGCCAAAGUUUCCUACAUAGAAAGCUUGGACUAUGAGAUUAAUGAGAAUGAUCUGUUCAAGCAUGAUUGGAGGAGCAGAUCGAAAGUUCAAGUUUUGCAGUAUAUAUUCUGUAAAUGGUCACUGGCUUUUCUUGUUGGACUUCUUACUGGACUUGUAGCAACCCUCAUCAAUCUUGCAAUCGAGAACAUAGCGGGUUACAAGAUUCUCGCUGUUGUCGGAUUCAUCGAGAACGACAGGUAUUUGGCGGGCUUCUUAUAUUUCACCGGCGUGAAUUUCUUGCUAACAUUCGGUGCUGCUGUUCUGUGUGUGUGUUUUGCACCCACAGCAGCCGGACCUGGUAUACCUGAAAUCAAAGCUUACCUUAAUGGCGUCGAUACUCCCGACAUGUAUGGUGCCGCGCCAUUGAUAGUCAAGAUAAUUGGAAGCAUUGGAGCUGUAGCUGCAGGGCUAGAUUUAGGAAAAGAAGGACCAUUGGUACAUAUUGGGGCCUGCAUAGCUUCCUUACUAGGCCAAGGAGGCACUGAAAAACACCGGAUCAAAUGGCGAUGGCUUCGAUAUUUCAACAACGAUCGAGACCGCCGAGAUCUCAUCACAUGUGGAGCUUCCUCAGGGGUUUGUGCGGCAUUCAGGGCACCUGUUGGAGGAGUUCUGUUCUCUCUAGAAGAGGUGGCAACCUGGUGGAGAAGUGCUCUCCUCUGGAGAACCUUUUUCAGCACAGCUGUGGUGGCAGUAGUGCUCAGGGCCUUCAUUGAAAUCUGCAAUUCUGGGAAAUGUGGCCUCUUUGGCACAGGAGGGUUGGUCAUGUUUGAUGUCAGCAGUGUAACAGUGAGAUACCAUGUAAUGGACAUCAUCCCUGUUGUCCUCAUUGGCAUCAUUGGUGGGGUAUUGGGAAGCCUCUAUAACCAUCUUCUUCACAAGGUCCUCAGAGUCUACAGUAUCAUCAAUCAGAAGGGGAAAAUACAGAAGCUCCUACUCAGUCUCUCAGUUGCACUCUUCACAUCAGUUUGCCAAUAUUGUCUUCCAUUCCUAGCAAGAUGCAUCCCCUGCGAUCCUUCGCUUCCAGAAAAGGCCUGCCCCACAAAUGGGCGGUCUGGAAAUUUUAAACAGUUCAAUUGCCCCAGUGGUCACUACAAUGAACUUGCUACUUUGUUGCUUACCACUAAUGACGAUGCUGUUAGAAACAUAUUCUCAACCAACACCCCACAUGAGUAUCAUCCGUCUUCCCUCCUAAUUUUCUUUGCACUAUAUUGCAUAUUAGGACUUAUUACUUUCGGGAUAGCUGUGCCAUCUGGGCUCUUCCUUCCAAUAAUCCUCAUGGGUUCUGGUUAUGGCCGUCUUCUUGGCCUCUUGAUGGGACCUCACACAAAAAUAGACCAGGGGCUGUUUGCUGUUCUGGGUGCAGCCUCCCUGAUGGCGGGUUCAAUGAGAAUGACAGUAUCAGUUUGUGUGAUCUUCCUUGAACUCACCAACAAUCUUCUGCUACUACCCAUUACAAUGAUUGUUCUCCUGAUAGCCAAGACUGUUGGAGACAGUUUUAACCCUAGCAUCUAUGAUAUUAUACUGCACUUGAAAGGCCUUCCAUUCUUGGACGCAAAUCCUGAACCAUGGAUGAGAAAUCUCACAGUGGGUGAGCUUGUCGAUGUAAAAGCACCGGUGAUUACCCUCAGUGGAAUAGAGAAGGUGGCUCGUAUAGUGGAAGUUCUUAAAAACACUACACAUAAUGGUUUCCCUGUAGUGGAUGAACCAGCGGAAGCUUCAACAGGGGUGGCCAAGCUUCAUGGACUGAUACUAAGAGCACACCUUGUGCAAGCGCUAAAGAAGAAAUGGUUCAUGAAGGAAAGGAGGAGGACAGAGGAAUGGGAAGUGAGAGAGAAAUUUACGUGGGUGGACCUGGCAGACAGAGAAGGGAACAUUGAGGAGGUGGCCGUGACGAGGGAAAUGGACAUGUUUGUUGAUCUUCAUCCUUUCACCAAUAGAACUCCUUUUACAGUUCUGGAGAGCAUAUCCGUGGCAAAAGCGAUGGUCCUCUUCAGACAACUAGCACUUCGACAUAUGCUUGUUUUGCCCGAUUAUCAAGCAUCUGGGGUAUCUCCUGUAAUUGGGAUCUUGACCAGGCGGGAUCUACUAGCCCACAACAUUCUUACAGUCUUUCCUCACCUGAAAAAAUCGUGAGCGCAGAGAAAAAAAAGGGAACUAAACCUUCCCUGACAAUUGAACGGCCCAGCAGCUUUUCUUUGAACAAGUCUGAGGUCUCCAUUUUUAUUCUUGAGAAAGUACGGGGAUCAAAGUACAGGGAGGGAUGAUAUACAAGGAGGUGUAUAACUAUAUUCAAUGGAGUACUUUUCUAUUCACUCUUGAUGUUCCCGCAUAAUUGAUCCGCUUUUUUCCAAAAUUUUUUAAAAUGAGAGCAUUUAUCUAUUUCGUUUCUUCCA
Messenger RNA from Neltuma alba, 2591 nucleotides. Its product is annotated as chloride channel protein CLC-b-like. The record is from RefSeq and is a predicted model, not a curated record. Gene Ontology annotation, cellular component: intracellular membrane-bounded organelle; plant-type vacuole membrane. Gene Ontology annotation, biological process: chloride transport; transmembrane transport. NCBI's taxonomy places the organism in Eukaryota, Viridiplantae, Streptophyta, Magnoliopsida, Fabales, Fabaceae. Gene Ontology annotation, molecular function: voltage-gated chloride channel activity; nitrate:proton symporter activity.